This is a messenger RNA of Aplysia californica (California sea hare), 3194 nucleotides long. RefSeq names its product nodal modulator 1. The record is from RefSeq and is a predicted model, not a curated record. Gene Ontology annotation, cellular component: endoplasmic reticulum membrane. Gene Ontology annotation, molecular function: carbohydrate binding. NCBI's taxonomy places the organism in Eukaryota, Metazoa, Mollusca, Gastropoda, Aplysiida, Aplysiidae.
UCCGCUUGCUUGUCGUUUGCUGUUUCACUGUGUAGAUCUACAUGCGACAAGAUUACCGGUUGAUUAGCCAUGGUGUUGUUCAAUAUUCGCCAGUGUUCUUUAUUUUUGGGUACACUUUUAUUUUUUCUGUUACUAGGAGAAUCAAGAAGUGAUGGUGUAUUCGGAUGUGGAGGAUUUGUCAAGUCUGACGUGGAAAUUAAUUAUUCGUUGGUCGAGGUCAAGCUUUAUACACCACAUGGUAGUAUAAAGUACCAGACAGACUGUGCUCCCAACACCGGCUACUACCUCAUUCCUCUUUAUGACAAAGGGGACUAUAUCCUGAAGACUGAGCCUCCUAAGGGAUGGGGAUUUGAGCCUCAGAGUGUGGAGCUGAAGGUGGAUGGGGAGAACGACAUGUGCAGCAAAGGCGAGGACAUCAACUUCAAGUUUACGGGAUUCUCCGUCUAUGGCAUGGUGGUCAGCUCUGGGCAGAACACGGGUCCAGCCGGCGUCCAGCUUCAGCUCACUUCUGCUGCUUCCUCCGAUGUGUUAAGCACUGCCAAGACAGAAGACAGCGGAAGAUUCUCGUUUUCAAAUGUUAUGCCGGGCGACUACAAAAUCAAAGCAUCCCAUCCGUCAUGGCAGUUCAGCAAGAACGAGAUUCCAGUGCAGGUGAAAAACGACAAUGCGAACAUUGGUCCAGCUCUGACUAUUGCUGGUUAUGAUGUGAAGGGACAAGUGACUGGUGAUGGUCAACCAAUGAAGUCGGUCAACUUUGUUCUUUUCUCUGAGUCGGGCCAAGCAAAGAACAUUCCCCAGUGCCAGGCCGGCGCCCCUAAAGGCUUCCACACGAAGGAGACUAAACUAUCACCCAUAUGUCAUGUGACUUCUCGCGAUGACGGAACUUUUGUUUUCCCCAUCGUGCCCUCAGGCUCCUACUUUUUGAUCCCGUUCUACAAAGGAGAACAUAUCACGUUUGACGUGGAGCCUGGGAAGCUUAACUUUGUGGUGGAACACGGAUCUCUCCUUCUGAAGGAAAAAUUUGAAGUUGCCGGCUUUUCUGUCAGUGGCAAAGUAUUGGACAAAGAAAAUGGAGUGGGCAUCCCCAAGGCCGUCAUCUUGAUCAACGACAAGGAGCAGACGGUCAGCGCGGAGGACGGUUCAUUCAACCUGGAGAACAUGAAGACGGGCACGUACCGCCUCAACGCCAAGGUGGAGAACGUGGCCUUCGAGGAGAUGUCGGUGGAGAUCACGCCCAAGACCCCGCAGCUGCCCAGUCUGGUCGCCGCUGGGUUCAGCCUGUGUGGCAAAGUGACCAUUGACCGAGUCCCUGAGAGUCUCGGCAAACUGUCCACACAGCGCAGGCUCAUCUACUACCCAGAGGGCAAGGGUUCGGACGCCAAGUCGACCGUCACUGACUCAACGGGUGCCUUCUGUGAGAUUGUUCAGUCUGGGAAAUAUGUUGUGAAGGUGCACAUGACUGAUGCAGAGGUCAAGGCCGGCCUGACCUUGGCUCCCUCGGAGAAGGUGGUCAACGUGCUGAGCAAGCCCGUACUGGACGUGAACUUCUCUCAGUUCCGGGCCCAGAUUUCUGGCACCGUCAAGUGUAUGGAGAAAUGUCAGCCGAUGGAAGUGACCUUGGACGCUGUGGGUCGCUCGGACUCGCAGGUCAGAGUCCAGGCCAAGACGUCUGGCAACGAGGCUUCCUUCGUCUUUGAGCACGUCAUGCCGGGCAAAUACAAAGCUUCUAUUGUGAUGGACACGUGGUGCUGGAAGGACCGCUCCAUCGAGCUGGAUGUCGUGGACAACGACCUGACGGGCCUGGAGUUUGUGCAGACGGGAUACAUCCUCAAGUGCAGCGUCUCGCACCCCAUCACCAUCAACUUUGCCCACAACAAGAAAGCCAAGAACGUGGGUUCCUUCCUCCUGGACAAAGGUCUGAACCGCUUCUGCCUGGCCCACCCGGGAGUCUACCAGCUGACCCCAGACUCGUGCCACAAGUUUGACCAGGACAACUACAGCUACGACACUUCCAACCCACUGACCCUGACCCUGACUGCCAUCCAACACCUGGCCCUGGGAACCAUCACCACGGAGGUCCCUGUCAGCGACGUUGUGGUCACCAUCAGGUCAUCAGUGGACGACACUCCCACAGUGCUGGGCCCGCUACAGCCCAACAGCACGGCAACAGCAGCGCAGGCGGCCGCAGACAAAACAGCAGGUGAUGGAAAGACAGCUGCAGCAGCAGCGGCCGCGCCCAAACGAACAGUCUACAGCUUCUCACACUGGGCCAGAUCGGGUGAGACACUGACAGUCUCUGCCAAGUCUCUGGAUCUACUGUUCUACCCAGACUCUGUGGAGGUCUUUGUCAGUGGAGACGACUGUCCUGGCACGGUGGCCGAGCUGACCGGACGUAAGGGUGUGUUCAUCGAGGGCAGCAUCACUCCUGCCCUGGAGGGGGUCACGGUCACGGUGACGGCACAGGACGACUCGAUGGAGCCCAUCGUGGUGACCACACAGGCCUCGGGGAAAUACCGGGUUGGCCCGCUGCACGCAGACCGCCAGUACGCCGUGGCGGCUCAGAAGGAGGGCUAUGUCAUGUCGCAGGUCAAGGGCAAGGAGAUGUCAUUCCAGGCCUUCAAGCUGGGGGAGAUCUCUGUACAGAUGCUGGAUGAGUCUGGCCAGCCUCUGCCGGGUGUGCUCCUGUCUCUGAGCGGGGAGAAGCAGUACCGUUCCAACAACGUGACGGGCACCGACGGACACAUGUCUUUUCUGGGACUGAGCCCGGGCCAGUACUUCCUGCGGCCCAUGAUGAAGGAGUACAAGUUCGAACCCGCCUCUCAGAUGAUCCAGGUGCAGGAGGGGACCACUGAGAAGAUUGUCAUCAAGGGGGCUCGUGUAGCUUUCAGGUGGAGUCGGCUGAUCUGACAGACAUCAACAUCAUCGCCUUCCGCAGAAUGAACCAGAUGGACAUCAGCGGCAACGUGAAGACCAAUCUGAAAUUCCUCCCGACCUUGAAGGUUCGCCUGGUGUGUGAGACGCAGCCCGACUCCCCCAUCCACACCAUGACCCUCAGCAAGUCCACCUUCUUCUUCCUGCCCUCCCUGGUCAUGGACAACAAGUUGCGCUCGGUGGACCAGGAUUUGAACCAAGGCUCGUACCUCAUCCUGCCCGUGGUGGCCCUCAUCAUUGCCCUGGCCUACAACUACAAGACG